Messenger RNA from Bolinopsis microptera, 2225 nucleotides. Its product is annotated as beta-galactosidase-1-like protein. Gene Ontology annotation, cellular component: vacuole. Gene Ontology annotation, biological process: carbohydrate metabolic process. The record is from RefSeq and is a predicted model, not a curated record. Gene Ontology annotation, molecular function: beta-galactosidase activity. The transcript has a single exon. The coding region runs from base 32 to 1972 and encodes 646 amino acids. NCBI's taxonomy places the organism in Eukaryota, Metazoa, Ctenophora, Tentaculata, Lobata, Bolinopsidae.
CGUUUUACCAUUUUACACUGUCUCAGAUGCGAUGAUUAAGUGUUUCACAUUGCUAGUCGGUCUUUUGCUGGUGAAUGUUCCUCCCGUGGCGUCUAACAGCAGGAGCUUCUCUGUAGACUGGGACAAUGACAGGUUCUUGAAAGAUGGCAAGCCAUUCACAUACCAGUCCGGGGGCAUGCACUACUUCAGAGUACCACAUCAGUACUGGAGCGACAGGAUGAACAAGAUAAAGUUGGCGGGUAUGAACACACUGCAAACCUACAUCUCCUGGAAUAGCCACGAGCAGGUAGAGGGAGAGUUCAACUUUGAGGGAGACAAUGACAUCGCCGAGUACCUGUCCCUGGCACAGAGCCACGGUCUUAACGUCGUCCUGAGGCCUGGUCCUUAUAUUUGUGCUGAGUGGACAUUUGGGGGACUUCCUUAUUGGCUUCUCAAUAAGCCAGGUAUGGAGGUGAGGAUCUACAACAAGCCUUAUGUUGAAGCUAUUGCCAAGUGGUUCGACGUAUUAUUUCCAAUCAUCAAGCCCUUUCUUUAUGAAAAUGGUGGUCCCAUAAUUACAGUUCAGGUAGAAAAUGAGUAUGGAGCAUAUGGACCGGAUGUCUGUGAUAAGAAAUAUCUGCAGUUCCUUCUUGAUCUUAACAAAAAAUAUUUCGGCGAAAACCCUGUGUAUUUCACCAUGGACAACACAAGUGACAAGAGGUUGGAGUGUGGUGCCAUCCCUGGCCUACUGAAAGCUCUGGACUUUGGUCCUGGCAACGAACCCGCUCAAGAACUAAAGAUGUUGAGAAAAUUCCAAGCUCAUGGUCCGUUUAUCAAUGGAGAAUAUUGGGCUGGUUGGUUUGACAAGUGGGGUGGUCGCCACGCUAAUAGAAGUGCCACUAAGGUAGCCAAAAGUUUUGACGAGAUGCUUCAGCUGAACGCGAGUGUAAACUUCUAUAUGUUUCACGGAGGUACCAACUUUGGCUACACCAAUGGAGCAAUGAGCGGGAAGCCCGGUAGCUAUAACGUCAGAGUCACUUCAUAUGACUACAACUCACCUCUCAGCGAAGCUGGAGACACCACAGACAAAUACUUUGCCAUCAGGAACGUGAUGUCCAAGUAUGUGGAACUACCCCCUGGUCCCGUACCACCAAACUCUCCUAAGUGGAAAUCAUCAGUUGACAUCCAAAUGAAGACUCAGAUCUCACUCUUCGACAACUUGGAGCAGUUCUCCACAUGUGUGGAGACAAAACUUCCCUCUCUGAUGGAACAUUUCAACCAAUCUGACGGUUUUAUUCUCUACCAACUCCAAUGGUCGGGACCUCUCCAAAAUAUUUCCUUAUAUGGAGUUCACGACAGAGCCACCGUUUUUGUUGAUCGUCAGAAGAUCGGAUCAGUAAACAGAAUGGAUUUUCUGAACGGAAGCUUGAUUCUUCCGAUUGAACUGUCCAACCAACUCAACUUAAAGCCAGAUCAAGGCUACACUAUUACCAUACUAGUGGAAAACUUGGGCAGAGUGAAUCACGGAUCAUAUAUGGCAAUAGACUUCAAAGGAAUAACUAACAUGGUCCUGCUGGAUGGAGAAAACGUGAAUCUAGAGAAGUGGAGGGUGUGUCCUCUACCCCUCAACACAGUCCAGCCUGCUCUUCAGAAAGUGGAUAAUCUCCGAUACCCUCCCUCCGGCUCCCCAUUCACACCCACCAUAUUUUGUGGUUCCUUCAGAAAACUUAAUGGAGACGACACUUUCUUAGACCCCAGGGGAUGGGAGAAGGGUAUGGCGUAUCUAAACGAAGUGAACCUGGGAAGGUAUUGGCCCACGGAGGGUCCCCAGGUGACGCUGUACGCUCCAGGAGUGUACUUCAAGCAGGGUGAGAACACGGUGUGUUUGUUCGAGAUUGAAACUGCUAAUCCUGAAAACACUCUCGUCUUCACUGAUGUUCCUAUUCUGGACAAAAAGAAGCAGGGUAACAGUGAUGAUCUUGUUGAUUUUUAGUUAUAGUCUUUGAUUCUCUUCUAUUGCAUUUUGUAAUAUCUUGUGACCCACUAAUUAGAUGUAUUUAACUAUUUUUUGCAUGAGAUGUAGUUGUUUUUUGGAAAGUAUAACUUUAAUUUAAGGACACAUGAAUAUUAAAUAUUGAAUGAAAUAUUUUUGGUUGUAUAUGGGAAGAAUUAUUUAUUCAGAAAUUAUAUGAUUAUUUAUAUUAGUAAUUAUAAUCAUUGGUAAUUAAAAUUGUCGAUAUGAAUUA